This is a messenger RNA of Helobdella robusta, 714 nucleotides long. RefSeq lists its product as hypothetical. The transcript has 3 exons. Lineage: Eukaryota; Metazoa; Annelida; Clitellata; Rhynchobdellida; Glossiphoniidae. Bases 1 to 714 code for a protein of 237 amino acids. The record is from RefSeq and is a predicted model, not a curated record.
AUGGAGUUACGAGGUCAAGGGGUUACAACACUGGUGUCAGAAGUGGGAUCUUCAGGAGGUUACAACACUGGUGUCAGAAACGAAAACGAGCAAAGAUCAAAUUCUAAGAGACGAACAACACGAAUUUGUUCACGUUUGACAUGCAAUUGUGCGGAAAUAAAGGCUGAUAUCGACCGUCGAGCAGAAAAGCAAUUUGCGGAAAUUAUGACUUAUACCGACCAGCAGUUCGCGGAAUGUAAGGCUUAUGAAGACCGUCUAGCAAAAAAUCUGAUGACGACCGUCGAGCAAAAAAAAAUUUGUGGAAUAAAGGCUGAAAUAAAUAAACAAAACGCUGAACUGACGACAAAAAUUGAUCAACGGAUAGCCGAAUCAAGAGAAAGGAGAGCCGAAUUACGAGCUGCCAAUGGAAUAAUACAAACCUUUGAAAGAACAUCAUCUAGCAAAGAGACAGUUGAAACAGCUAUACCAGAAACGGCUACACAAAAGUCGGCAAUUAUUCUACCAGCGUAUUCACCAACGGAUGAUGUCGACUGCGAUGCAUGUGACAACUACGAUGCACGUGAUAUCUGCAAAUCUGCAAUGCACGUGACAACUAUGAAGCACGUGUUGACGGACAGAAAGGCAGUCAUCACGUUGAUGAAGAGGAAGAUGACAAUAAUGAAACGAAUUACAUCAAUCCUGAUGACAUUGGGAAGUAAUCGGCAGAUAGAUUGA